AUGAGUAAUAAUAAUAAUAAUAAUAAUUUAACACCAACAAAGAUGUCUACAUCACCAAGUGGAUCAGGGUGGAAAAUUGGUAGUAAAAUGAAUCAGUCACCUUCACAACAAAUACCAAAUAAAAACGAAAAUUCAUCACCAUCAUCAACACCAUUCGAAUUAGUAUCCCUUUUAUCAGCACCACCACCAUCGACCAAAAGAGUAUUCGACCCAAAUGCAUCAUCAUUGAAAUCGACACCAUCUACACCAACAAAAGUAAAUAGCAAUUUAUCAUCACCAAUUCUAUCAUCACCAAAAACUGAACAAAAAAAUGUUGGAUUUGUUAGAAAUAAUAGCACAGGUAAUUUUGGUUCAUUAACAUCAUUUCAUCCAUCAUCAUCAACCUCAUUUAUCCCAUCUACUCAAUUCCAUCCAUCGUCAUCAAUGGCACUUUUAAAGAACAAUCCAAUGAGUAACAGUUCAACAAGUAUUAGCAGUGGAAUGAGCAAUAGUAAUUCUGAUAUUAAUUUUAUAAACGAUCCAAAAUACAAACAACAUUCAUCAUCACCAUCAAAAAAUCAAAACAUUUUAAAUAAAAGUAGUAGUAAUGCAAUAAAUAAUCCAAAUAUUAAUAAUAGUAAUCCAAACAGUCCAAAUAAUAAAAAUACAAAUCAAUUAAUCGAUAAAAUAAUAACAGGUAAAAUUAAUGACGACAUUGAAGACUUGGAAAUAAGUGAUGAUGAAGCCGAUGAUAUUGUUAAUAGUAUAGUGAAUGGAGAAUUACCACAAAGAAUAACCACCACAACCACCACCACAACCCAAAAUAAUAAUGAAGAGGAAUUAAGCGAUAGCAGCUAUAGUAUUAAAAAUAGUACAAGUAAUUUUAAAUUCGAAGAUAUUGACGAUGUUGAAGUGGAUCCAGAAAUUUUAAAAAAAAUAUUAACAGAACAAGAUGAUGAAAUUAUCGAUGAAAGUAUUACAGUCGAUGAUAUUCUAAAAGAUACUGGAAUAGAUGAAAUCGAAGAAAAUGAAAUUUUAAAUGAAUUAAUUAAAUCACCAACAAAUACAUUACAGGUUCAAUUAGAGCAAGAAUUAAAUAUAACAGAGUCACGACAACCAAUGCUAUGGAAAUUUAAGAAUUCAAGAAAAUUGGUUAGUGGUAUAGUAGUGGAGCCACAAUCGUUACAAAAGAUAUCAGAACAAUUAUCAUCAUCAGAAAUUCGAAAAGUCGUUGGAUACCCCACAUGUUUUUCAAUCACAAAAUAUAUUUGUAUUGGUACCUCUCAUGGUUAUUUAAUGAUAUUCAAUUACAAUCAAGAGUUAAUUUCAAUUAUUGGGGGUUCAAUUUGUUCAGAUUGUGGUCCAGUCACAGCAAUCGAUUUACCAAGUUGUCGUGUAAACGAGGAUUGGUUAAUUUCAGGUCAUCAAAGCGGUCAUAUUAUUUUAUGGGAUGUUCAAACUGGUAAACCAAUCAAAGUUAUUGAAAAAGUACACAAAUUACCAUUAUUACAUUUGAAAUUUUUCGCAGAUGGUUCAAGAUUCAUUUCUUCAGACUCAAGUGGUGUAACAAAUGUUAUAGUUAUCACCAAAGGCUUUAUGUCCAUUGGCACCGAGCAACAAUUAUUAUUGAAUGGUAAUUUAGGUCAAGUUUUAGCAAUUUCAAUUUUAUUACCAGGUAAUUUUGAUCAUCCAACUGAUAGAUCCAAUAUUGUAGCAUUGGCCACCAGUAGAAAGAUUUUAAUCAUUUCAGCAUCAACCGAAGGUGUUUCGAUUUUAAAUAAUAAGAUCACUAGACCAAAGAAUCUUGUUGAUAAAACUGCAUUGCCUUAUCUCUCAUGGCGUCGUGUCACAUUCAAUAGAUCCUUGGGUCAUACUAAACCAUUGGAGCCAAUUUUAGCUAUUGGUUGGGGCACAAAUAUUCAAUUACUUCAAAUUGUAACAGCACCAAACGAUGUAAAGUUUUUAUCACCAGAGUUUAUUGUUGUUGCAGAGUAUCAAACUGAUCAUAUAAUUUGCGGUUUAGAGUGGUUGGAUAGUCAAACUAUUCUAUUCCAUAAUUCAAAAGAUGAAAUUAGAGUAUUUGACCCAUUUGCUUUGGAGGAAGUCGAGAGUGUCAAUAUAAAAUCAAUGCAACUCGUACACCAUUCAAAAUUCCAAUCAGUUUAUUCAUUCCAUAACAGUAUAAAGACAAUAAAGAAUAGAAUCUACUUUUUAGGUUUAAAUGGUGUAUUUACAGCUCAUAUUUUAACUUGGUUAGAACGUUUAUCAAUUUUAAUUAGUAAUGGACAAUGGUUCGAAGCUCUUUGUUUAGGUUUGGACUUUUAUGAAGGUAAAGCCAAAGCAACAUCAGGUCUUUCAAGUAAUACAGUGGAUUCGAAACUAAUCACAUCUGAAAAGAUUAUUGAAAUGUUAUCAAAUCUUUGUCAGACUAUUUUCAAUAAUAAUCCAGAGGAUCUUGUUGGUAAAUCUUUAAUUCCAAAACAUUUUCUUCAAGAUAUGGACCCAAGAAUUGAAUAUUUCAAUAUUUUCCAACAGUUGGCUUUAAUUUGUAUUGAAUUUUGUGUAUCCAUCAAACACACCAAUUUAUUAUUUGGCGAAAUUUUCAAUUAUUUCUUAGAGAGUGGUAUGAAAAGUUGUAUUUUAGAUUUCUUAGAACCUUAUAUUUUAAAUGAUCGUCUUACUCAUUUAAAUCCAGAAGUAAUGCAAACCAUGAUGACCUAUUAUCAAGAGUUGGGUAUUCUGGUUAGAGCCGAACAAUGUGUUUUACAUUUAGAUAUUUCAAGUAUAGAUUUCCAUCAAACCGUUGUACUCUGCAGAAAACAUGGUCUUUACAGUGCUUUAAUUUAUCUCUAUAACAAAGGUUUGGACGACUAUAUUACACCAUUAGAAGAUAUGAUGGAGAUGUUAAUCAAACCAAAGAAUUUAAAUACUCAACUAACAGCAAGCGAAAAGAAAUUUAGAGAUGAAGUUGCAAAUCAUUUAUUAUUAUACUUAAAAUUAUCUCUUAGUGGAAAAGCAUUCCCAACUGGUUUAAUUCAACAAAAUCGUGUAUUAUCUUUAAAAGCUGAAAUCUAUGAAUACCUCUUCCUCCGUAACAUUGACCCAGAUGACCCAACACCAUAUCCAAGAAUCUUUAAUCUUUUAAAUUUAGAAACUACUGGGUUAUUAAAAAUUUUAUCAUCUGGAUUCUAUGAUAAAAAUUUCCAAGUACCAAAUCACAGCAACGAUGAUUUAGUCCCAGAGCUUUCAGUACCAAAUUUACCAUUAAAUUUCCCAGUCAGUCGUUCAAACUUAACUACCUUCAAUAUGAUAUCCGUAUUGCUAUUGGUAAUGAUCGAUAAACAACAAAAUCCAUUCAAUUUAAAACAAAAUGAUCAAUGGGCAUUCUCAUUCCAACAACAGGGUCAACUUUUAUGUAUAUUGGGAAAAGUUUAUGCUGAUGGUUUAUUCCGUGUAGAUUCAACAUUAUUAAAUAGAAUUAUUGGUAUGAUUUCAGUUCCUCCAGUUGAAAACACUCCAUUAUUCACAUUGAACGAAAGACAAAGUGUUUUAUUAAGAAUAUUACAAAAAUUAACAACCGAUCUAAAUACCAAGAAAGACUUUGAUUAUGAUAAACUUUUGUUAUCAUGCGAAGGUAAUGAAUUCUUUAAAGUAUGUCAAUAUAUUUAUAGCUUCAAGGAUAAUUAUAGCAAGAUGAUUACAUGUCAAAUUAAAGAUCAAGAGAAUAAACACCAAUCGUUCGAUUAUAUUCGUACAAUUCUAGCUAAACCAAAUCUUUCAAAAGAGAAUAGAGAGACCGUUAAAAACACAUCAAUUAGCAACUUGGCUCAGUUAAUUUUAAUUGAUAGUGUUAAAACUGCUCAGUUAAUUAUGGAUUGUUUCUCUAACGAUCAUGAAAAAGUCUUAAAAGAAUUGGCAGCUUUUCCAAAACUUCAAUAUACAUAUCUUCAAGGUCUCUUUAAGAAAUCUUUAACCGGUUCAACAAUCAUCCAACAAUAUGGUUUACAUAUUUCUCAAGAAACACACGAGCUUUAUCUAAGAUUAAUGUGUGAAUUCUCACCAUCGAAUGUUUAUAAAUAUCUUUCAAGUAACGACGAUUAUCCAUUAGAUAGCUGUUUAAGAAUUUGUCAACAAUAUAACAACUUUGAAGGUGCAAUUUAUUUAUUAGAAAGAAUUGGCGAUGUUUUCAAAGCUUUGGAUAUGAUUUUAAUGGUAUUAAACGAAAAGCUUCAAGCUCUUUUAGAUCAUUUCGCACAGGUUUAUGUAAAUGUAAAACAAUUGAAAAACGAAGAAAAUACUCCAGCAUCACAACAAGAAAAGGAUGUUGUUAAAGAUUUAUUCUCUGCAAUAUCGCUUUGCCAACGUAACUCACCAAAACUUAACGAUAACGAAAAUGAACCAUUAUGGUUUACACUAUUCGAUACCAUCGUUUCAUAUAUUCAAAAAGUUAAAAUUCAAACCAUGAAAGGUCAAUUCAGUAAAACCUCAUCCAUUUACUCCAAAUCAAUUUCAUUCCUUACAAAAUUGGUACACUCUAUUAUUAAUAAUAUGAUGGGAUAUGUAGCAUUACCAGUUAUCCUCAGUAGAAUCGUCAACGAGUAUGGCAAUAACGAUUUGGGUGAUUUUAAACAAAUUAUUCAGGAUAUGUUGGAUACUUGUAAUUUCGAAACUAUAAUUUUAGAAACAGCAAACGAUUUAAUACAACAAGAUAUGUAUAGUGCCACCCGACAUUAUGUUGACAAAUUAUCGCGUGCUUAUUCACCAAAUAUUUCACGAUGCGGUAAUUGUUUACGUCCACUUCGUGAAAGUCCAAUUUCAAACCAACAACCCAAUCAUACUAUGGUUUUGGAUAUGUUGGUAGUUUUCCAGUGUAAUCAUACUUUUCAUUCUGAAUGUCUUGGAAAGCAUAGAGUUUGUCCACUAUGUUCAAAAGAAAAAGAAAAAAAUACAGCAUCAAAAAAUAAAAAACAACAACAACAAAAUAAAAACAAUAAUUCAACUGCCGAUAAUCAAGAUAAUCAAUUAAAUGCUAAUAAAUUUGACAUGUCAAAAUACGAACGUGAAAAAGCUCAAAGAGAAACAGCCAAAUAUAUGGAAAGAUUAGAAAGAUUUUCUAAAAUGAAUCAAAGAUCAUCUUUUAAAUUUAAUCACAAUUCACGUCAUUAUCAGCAACAACAACAACAGCAAUAA
Molecule: messenger RNA, 5169 nt
Organism: Dictyostelium purpureum
Lineage: Eukaryota; Evosea; Eumycetozoa; Dictyosteliales; Dictyosteliaceae
Exons: 3
Coding region: 1-5169 (1722 amino acids)
Biological process (GO): endosomal vesicle fusion; protein targeting to vacuole
Cellular component (GO): late endosome; HOPS complex
Molecular function (GO): protein binding
Source: RefSeq, a predicted model, not a curated record